AUGGCAAACUCCACGCACAGUCUGAUCGCACCGCAUCCUUUGCUGCGUGUUUCAGCCCCUCCAUCGUCAUCAUCAUUCUCCUCCCCCUCCUCGUCCUCGUCGUCAACAAUUUCAACAUCUUCACACGAUGAAGAAGAAAAUGACAAUCGUCACGAGAGAUUAGAGCAAUGCGACGUCAUCCUUAACAGCUCCUCGUCAGACAUCCCUGCUGAGGCAAAAGCUCUCGCCGUUCUCAAAGCCUUUCGCGAGCACCUUCCAGAUGACGGUCUGGGGAACUUUGUAGACGAUGUCCUCGCUUGCGCCAAGCUAGGCGGCAUGCCCUGUAUGCAACAGCUCAGCGACCACCUGCUCACAGCCAUUCUCAUUCCAUUUAAAAUCCUAAGCCUCGGACCGCCCUCUCUAAAACACAGACACGACCUCCUCGGUUCCGUGUCUCAACACGCCAACGGGAUCAAGCACCUAAGCGAAACCACUUUCGCCCGCGACGGCCGCCGCUGUGUCUACACCGGCAAUAUCGAUAUCCACCACGUACAAGAUGCGCCCGAGCCCGAGACCGGACCAGUAGCUUACACUGCGUCCCGCCAUAUACUGCCUUACGGGCUAAAAGACCACGCCGAGGACACGCUCCCAGAAACCGAGGCGAAAAGAGCGAUCUGGUGGUCGAUACACCGGUACUUCCCUGCCUUGGCCGGCAAGAUCGACAGUUCGAGUAUCGACCAGCCAGCUAACGUGCUCACCCUGAACGAGAGCGUGUCGUCCGACUUUGGAGAGUGUCACUUGGCGUUCAAACCACUUCCGACGGAGAAUGAGUACGAAGUCGUCGUUCUGGGGCGCAUAUCGUCGGGCUACCCGUUUAAUACCGGCUACUUAAUCACCAAGAUGGUCCUCUCAGCCCACAACGCGCUCGACCUUCCAGAUCGCGAUUUCUUAGACAUGCAUCAUCGUGUGGCGAGGAUGUUGAGCGAGACCGAUGUUGUUGAAGAGAUUGAGAGCCGGCGGGAUCGGCUGGACACUGGAGAUUUAUGCGAUCAGUCUUCGACGGAUGUAGCUCACAUCUUUCCGUUGAUGCUGACUUGUUUGAGCAAUUUGUAA
Colletotrichum siamense is the source of this 1092-nucleotide messenger RNA. RefSeq lists its product as uncharacterized. Lineage: Eukaryota; Fungi; Ascomycota; Sordariomycetes; Glomerellales; Glomerellaceae. The transcript has 3 exons. The coding region runs from base 1 to 1092 and encodes 363 amino acids. The record is from RefSeq and is a predicted model, not a curated record.